UUUCAGGCAAGUUGUUUCUUUUCAGUUUUUGAAACUUCCCUAUUUGCUUGUUAAUAUCGAAGAUCAAAAUUCUCUCAGAUCCUCCUUAUUAUAUUAACUUCUGUAGAUCCAUUUUCUACUUCAAACUUCAAUUCAACCAAUUAUAAAAUAGAUUUCAAUCUCCUAGUAGCUUUGAUAAAUUUCCGAUGGAUCAUAGCGAUGAAUUUUCCCCUCCCCUGCCAUGUCCUCCUCGAAUGUUUGCUAUAGGCGAAGAAUCUAUCGACGUUAGGGUUACACCGUAUCACAGAUGCCCUCAACCCAGAUGAAGUUCAGCGAUCCUGGAGGUGGAGAUGACCCGCUCCCCUUCUCUGAUGCUCCCGUUGAUGUAGAAGCCAAUACAGACGCGGUGAAUGAACUAGAACGUGCUGGCGACAUGGUUAGCAGUCCACCUCUGAGUCAACGUGCACAUGCGGACGACGUGGGCAAUGUUAACAACAGCGCUGCACAAACGGGAUCAUGUCCGGCUGACGGUGUCCAAGGCACCCCAUCUCCUUGUGUCGACAAUAAUUCACCACCACCCGUGCUUGUCCCUGAAGCGAAUUCCAAUUUGGAUGAUGUACAGACAAAUCUAGCUUUCCCAAAGCCUACAUUUUUGCUUGGACUAACACAAGAAGAACGACAGCUCAGCAAAACAGAUUCAUAGAUUGUUGACAAUGUUGAUAAAUCCUUUGAAGAGGUAGCAGUGACUUGUCUGCAUUUCUUGCUAGAUCUUCCCACUCAACUGCAAAGGUGGUAGAUGUUCUUAUCCAUCACACUCGGUCGUUGCUAGUCAGAUAUUUAGCGAGCUAUAAUCUGCUUUAUCCGAUUACUUUGAUAUAAAUUAUCCCUGUAAAACGUUUUAGCCGGUUACAAAUACCUUAUAGAUCAUGUAUUGAAUGUUUGUUGGUUUUAUCUGUUGACAUUCAGAAAAGUUCAGUUUGGUAUCAUAAUGAUACUCUGUUCUCUGAUAGCAAAGCAUGAUCUCAUUUGUCCUUUUUAAUCUGCCAUUGUAAAUA
This is a messenger RNA of Raphanus sativus (radish), 1034 nucleotides long. RefSeq lists its product as uncharacterized. The record is from RefSeq and is a predicted model, not a curated record. The transcript is spliced from 5 exons. Bases 287 to 682 code for a protein of 131 amino acids. NCBI's taxonomy places the organism in Eukaryota, Viridiplantae, Streptophyta, Magnoliopsida, Brassicales, Brassicaceae.